GAGAGUGUUUUUAAGUUUGUCUCAGCAGGCCUCCAGGACUAUCGGACCUCAUCGCACAUCCGCGCGUCUUUCAAUAACUAGUCAACAUGAAUCCAAUUCACGUAACAUUGAUCUCUGCCCUUCUGGCACUCAGCACCGCAUAUAAAGGUGGUGGCGGCGGCGGUGGUGGUGGCGGAAUGAUGCCAAUGAUGCCGGGCGGCGGUAUGGGCGGUAUGCCAAUGGGAGGCGGCAUGAUGCCCAUGGGCGGCAAAAUGGGUGGUGGAAUGAUGAUGCCUAUGGGCGGCGGUGGUGGUAUGCCUAUGGGUGGUGGUAUGCCUAUGGGUAGUGGUAUGCCCAUGGGCAAAAUGGGAGGCGGCAUGGGAGGCAUGCCAAUGCCGAUGCCAAUGCCUAAACCUAUGCCAAUGCCUAUGCCAAUGCCGAGACCAAUGCCAAUGCCAAGGCCAAUGCCAAUGCCGAUGCCAAUGCCAAUGCCAAUGCCAAUGCCAAUGGGAGGAAAAGGAGGUAUGGGUGGUGGAAUGCCAAUGGGCGGUGGUAUGGGAGGCGGAAUGCCAAUGGGCGGCGGUAAAGGAGGAAUGGGCGGUGGAAUGCCAAUGAUGCCAAUGGGCGGUGGUAUGGGAGGUGGUAUGCCAAUGGGCGGCGGUAAAGGAGGAAUGGGCGGCGGUAUGAUGAUGAUGCCUAUGGGCGGUGGUAUGGGCGGUGGUAUGCCAAUGGGCGGCGGUAAAGGAGGAAUGGGCGGCGGUAUGAUGAUGCCAAUGGGAGGUGGAAUGGGAGGGAAGAAGUAUUAAUCAACUUGGACCAGAAAAAGGACUUUCCUAGAGAUAUUGGCGAUCUUGUAUACAAUCAGGAAUUAACGCGCUUCUCCUCAUGGACAUGUACAUUGGCGUAUCAUCCAUAGCAACAUUCACGUGUACAUAUUCCACGCAUGCGCAUUAAAUCAACACUUACAUCAGUCUCGGACCAUGGACACUGUGCUAAGUACAUCGCUAUGCCGUGACCAGUAUACUGUUGUAUUGACAAAACUAAUAUAUAAUUGUAUGAGAUCGACUUAUUGCCGGAUGUAUGUUGUGACAGUGUCCCGCUGCCGUAACCAUGCCAUGUGGAUAAAAAAUACUCUAUGUGUUGAUGAACUAACUAAGCCUGGCUUAUACGCCCAUGUUCUUGUCUUUUAUGUUUCAUUUGUGACUUUAUAUAGGAGUUAUGAAAAUAAAAUGUAGAUGCAUUUUGAAA
This is a messenger RNA of Mercenaria mercenaria, 1227 nucleotides long. RefSeq lists its product as uncharacterized. The transcript has 8 exons. The coding region runs from base 87 to 785 and encodes 232 amino acids. The record is from RefSeq and is a predicted model, not a curated record. NCBI's taxonomy places the organism in Eukaryota, Metazoa, Mollusca, Bivalvia, Venerida, Veneridae.